This is a messenger RNA of Hypomesus transpacificus, 4033 nucleotides long. Its product is annotated as voltage-dependent N-type calcium channel subunit alpha-1B-like. Gene Ontology annotation, biological process: calcium ion import across plasma membrane; chemical synaptic transmission. Bases 37 to 2217 code for a protein of 726 amino acids. Gene Ontology annotation, cellular component: neuronal cell body; membrane; voltage-gated calcium channel complex. Gene Ontology annotation, molecular function: high voltage-gated calcium channel activity. The record is from RefSeq and is a predicted model, not a curated record. The transcript is spliced from 16 exons. NCBI's taxonomy places the organism in Eukaryota, Metazoa, Chordata, Actinopteri, Osmeriformes, Osmeridae.
UUUAAGGCGUUGCCCUAUGUAUGCCUGCUCAUAGCCAUGCUGUUCUUCAUCUACGCCAUCAUCGGCAUGCAGGUGUUCGGCAACAUUGAUCUGAACGAGGAAACGGCCAUCAACCACCACAACAACUUUCAGACCUUCUUUCAAGCUUUGAUGCUCUUGUUCAGGAGUGCGACAGGAGAGGCUUGGCAUGAGAUCAUGCUGUCUUGUCUCAGUAAUCGAGCGUGCGACAAGCUCUCUGGCUCUGGGGGGAAGGAGUGUGGCAGUGACUUUGCCUACUUCUACUUCGUGUCCUUCAUCUUCCUCUGCUCCUUCCUGAUGCUGAACCUGUUUGUGGCGGUCAUCAUGGACAACUUUGAGUACCUGACCAGAGACGCGUCCAUCCUGGGCCCUCACCACCUCGACGAGUUCAUCCGCGUCUGGGCAGAGUACGACCCCGCUGCCUGCGGCCGCAUGACCUACCUACACAUGUACAAGAUGCUCUUGCACAUGUCCCCUCCACUAGGUCUGGGGAAGAAAUGUCCCUCCAGGGUCGCUUACAAGCGAUUGGUCAGGAUGAAUAUGCCCAUCGCCGACGACAACACGGUGCAUUUCACCUCCACCCUGAUGGCUCUGAUCCGCACCGCUCUGGAGAUCAAGCUGGCGUCAGGGGUAUUGGCCCAGAGACUGUGUGACGCUGAGCUGAAGAGAGAGAUCUCCAGAGUCUGGCCAAACCUUCCACAGAAGACUGUCGACCUACUGGUUACACCCCAUAAACACAAGGAGCUGACAGUGGGGAAGGUGUACGCCGCCCUCAUGAUCUUCGACUUCUACAAGCAGAACCGAGCCAAGAGGCUCCAGCAGCAGCAGGCUCCAGGGAGCAUGCAGAGACCAGGGGGAUCCCUCUUUAGACCCAUGCUGCCCCUCACCCACAUACAGGAGCAGGACACGCCCCUCUCAGCCUCCAGGCCGACGCCCCCCUCGCAGCCUGAGGCCCCGCCCACCACCACCUCGCUAACCAAUGGCAAUGCAGUAACAAGCCAGACAGGUGCCAUAAAGGAAUCAGAGGAUGCCAGCAACUUUACAAAACCUCAGGAAUCUGCGGAGACGAGUCAGCUGGAGAACGAUUCCGACGCGGAGGGCUUCCCCUUGGAGGGCCAUGGCAGAGCUGCAUCAAUGCCCAGGCUCAACGCUGAAUACUACCGGAGCCACCCUCGCCACGCCCCUGGGACCCACCUGGCACCCAUCGCUGACAUCAGCCCCAUCCGCCGCUCGGCGUCCACGCUGACCCCCCAGCGCCCCCUGGAGGUGGGUCUGGGGGACUACGCCCUGCAGCGGCCCGCCCAGGGCCAGGGGUUGGCGACAGGGCCAGGACAGGGUCAGGACAGGGCACACCACCGCCAUCACCACCACAGCUGCCAGCGCCGCCGGGACAAGGACAGGAAGCAGAAGUCUCUGGAUGGAGGGACCAGUGUUCAGCCUGCCAGCAGCACGGGUUCCCCCUCCGACCCCCCGGUGGAGGGGACGUCCAGGGAGAGGGCGAGGGAGCGUGGGCGGCCUCAGGAGAGGAGGUACCACUCGGUGGCGGGGGAGAAGCAGCGGUACUACUCCUGCGAGCGCUACGGAGCCAGGGACCCCGGCCACGCCCGCUCUGCCGGGCCCAGCCGCUCCACCUCCCCGGGGGAGGGCCCCGACGCCGGCCUGCUCAAACUGCUUAAAGGAACCCCCCCAGUCCAGACCUCAGGCACCACGACACCCCGAGGCCGUCGGCAGCUGCCCCAGACCCCCCUCACUCCUCGGCCGGCCGUGGCCUACAAGACCACCCACUCCUCGCCCGUCCAACCCGCCUCCACGCCCCCCUGCCGCCUCAGCAGGGGGAUGUCCGAGCACGACGCCCUGCUCAGCGGCCACGACCGAUCCCCCGUGCCGGUCACCCGCAUCGGCUCCGACCCCAACCUAAGCCCCCGGGCGUGGGACCGGUCUCCGCGCGGCCUCCUGGAGGAGACGGAGGACUUCCAGGACGCCGUGAGCACCCACGGAGGGCCCAGAGCCUCUCCCAGGACCGCUGCCCCGGCCUCGACCCCGGCCUUGGCCUCACAGGCGGGGGGCGCCGGGACCUCCACGGCUCCCACGCAGGGCAGGGCGGGAGUACCGAACGGGUUCCACUUCACCCUGGGGGUCAACGCUGGCGCCAGGGGCGCUGGAGGCCUUCGGGAGAGGGAGGAGGAGGACUGGUGCUAGCUAGUUUGGCGGAUCUCCCCCCCACUCCCCCCCUCCCUCUCUUCAUCUGCGGGAUCCGAAAGCGUUUUAGCUUGAGAGUCGAUGGACUCCCGUCGUGUUUUGGACGGUUGCUCGGACUGCGGGAUGACGUCAGCUUUGGAGCUCUCGGAGGAGGCCGAAGGAGAAGGAAGGGUGUCGUGUACGUUUGAAAAGUACUGGACGGUACUUAAAAAGGAAGACCCUUCCUGUUUGUAGUGUUGUCCUCUCUUUUUUUAAACAAAAGACAACUUUUUUCUACUCCCUUCUUGCACUGAAAUUGAAACUCGUCUCGAUUGUGUGAGCGAAGUGCAGAGCACACGUUGAAUCCCUGCGAGUGUUUUACCUUGGUCGGUAAAAUAUUUUUGUUUUAGAAGAAGAUUGAAGAAAAAGAAGCCAAAAUGUCUUCCUACUUUGAGUGUGGUUGGGGAGAGGGUUGGGGGCAAAGACUGUGAACUGUGUUUCGAUGAGCUGAAAUUACAAACCCCUCAGAAUGCCAAUCAUCCUAGCCCGUCUGUUCCUGUGAAAUGAUCUGUCGCUGUCCGAUCUGUUGGCCAUGUAUUGGAAGCAGGACUCAUGAGACCAGACCUCACAAUGAUGAAAAUGCACUAUCACUCGACCCUUUUCCUUGCAGCAGAAGAUCCUUUAGUAUGACCUCGUUUUCUCGCUAGCUCUGAAUUCGAGGCUCUAGCAGAUGGACCCCUCUUCUUUAAUCAGUAAUGAUAGGUCACUUCCUGUGACAGUGAUAGGUGACUUCCUGUGACGGUCACAGGACUAUAUGUUUGUGUAGUUGUAGGUCUUCUGUGGUCUCAUGCAGCCUGCUCACGACACGAUGAACAGAAUACGUAGUUGUUUUCUACGAAACUACGGUGGAUUGAAUAUCUUUUCACAGCUUUCUUGUUUUUGUAAAUGAUUGAGAGUGUACAGUGGUCGGGUAGGUCAGCUCUUGCUAACACGAUGCUCUGGUUGCUGAAUUACCAAGUGCCUGUCAUUUAAAGAUGUAUUAUUGUACAGUUGUGAUGCAGCCUGACUUGUAGAUGGGACUCAUGUAGAACAUGGGAUGUGUUAUGAAGAUGAUAUAAACUGGUUAUGCAUAGGAAGACAGUUAUUUAAGGUUGUAACAUAAAGUGAGAAGGUUGGUGGAACUGGAAGAAAUUAAACCAUUUGCUGGUUUUAAUAGAAUGAAGCAUUUGUUUUCAUCUCCGAUGAGGGAAAAAUAAUGCACAAAAAAAAAAGAUUUUUUUAUUAAUAAAUAUACAAUUUUUAAUUGAUAUAGUUGUAAGUAAGAGUUAGAGAUCCAAAGCAAGCGAUAUACUGCAUGCCGGGGGUCUGGACAGUAUCAACGUUCGUCUGUACCUGACUAGAAACGCCUGUCGAGCUUUCUGCCUUUUUCUUCCAAAAUAAACAAAACUGCCAGAAAGAGAUGGUAGGAACAGACGUGUAAUGGGAAAAAAGUGCCAUUGUGAUUCCCUCCAAACAAGGAAAGUUUCACUUUACCGUUUUAUGUUUUUCUAUUAUUGUACUUUUGUUCUAAAUUAUAUAAAUAGAUCAUGUUGGGAAUCCUUACCUCGUCUCUCUGAAUCCCAGAGGAGGUUCUGUGCUUAAGAAAACUACCACAAAGAAGUGUGCCACCUUUGCCCGAAAAUCAUGGGUUUGUUUUCUUCCAGGUCUGUCUCUCCUGAGGGCAGGACUGUAAGAGGGGUCUUGCGGAGGGAUUGACCCUAAAGGUCAAAGGGGUUAUUCUAAAUAUUAUCCUAUCAUAGGCAAAAAGGGUUGUGUUGACUGUUGCCUUACAGUAGGG